Molecule: messenger RNA, 683 nt
Organism: Papilio machaon (common yellow swallowtail)
Lineage: Eukaryota; Metazoa; Arthropoda; Insecta; Lepidoptera; Papilionidae
Exons: 3
Coding region: 1-570 (189 amino acids)
Source: RefSeq, a predicted model, not a curated record
AUGUCACGUUGUCUGCUCAACUUUCAACCUACUUGCCCAACAGAACGCAGCAAAAAGUCGUGUGGCGCCUAUAAAGCCCACCACGAUCCCGAGACUCGAGCUGUGCGCUGCGCUCGUUGGAGUGCGCCUAUACGAAAAGGUGUUACGUUCUCUACGAGUGCAACAGAUCCUAGCGACCUACUUCCGUUGACGCCGGGACACUUCCUCAUCGGUCGCCCUCUCACCGCGCUGCCGACUGACUGCUACGAGCAACACGUCACAGGAACACUGAGCCGAUACCAACAUUUGGAGCAACUCCGCCAACACUUUUGGCGCAGAUGGAGCAAGGAGUAUAUAUCGGAACUACAGUUGAGGACGAAAUGGCGCUCUGAUCUCAACCCUUUACAGGAAGGCGUCCUCGUCAUCCUGAAGGAGGACAAUCUACCGCCGCUGAAAUGGCGGCUGGGUCGAGUCGUGGCAGUCCAUCCCGGAGCGGACGGAGUAUCCCGUGUGGCUGACGUGCGGACUGCGACAGGAGUCGUACGCCGCGCUUUUAGCAAGAUCUGCCCGCUGCCUCAAGACGACAUCUAGUUCUGUUGAAGGACGAGCCUUCAACGCCCGGGGGCAUGUUCGCGCCAAUUCGCCGUUGGGAUAUGCGCCUGCCAUUUUACGAUGAGCAACGGCGUAAUUUUAGGAUCACCGUC